This is a messenger RNA of Heterobilharzia americana, 684 nucleotides long. The record is from the annotation of a GenBank genome assembly. Lineage: Eukaryota; Metazoa; Platyhelminthes; Trematoda; Strigeidida; Schistosomatidae.
AUGUCUGUUAAGUCGACCAUGGCAACACAAAUGAACUGUGAAUCAGAAAGUUCCCUGAAAAAUGAAAAUAACUUACUCAAUAAUCAGUGUUUACCUUCACAAAUCAUUCAUUUAAACACAAAUUUAAACAAAAAUUAUUCAUUGUCUAAUGCAUUACAUGUUGAAAGUAAACCAGAUUGUCCAAUUGACUUAUCUUUACAUUCAAAAUGUCAGAUAGAUGACAAUGGUAAAAUUAUUUAUUUUCUGUACAGUUUCUGUCAGGUGUCAAAUGAGAAAGUCAAGCAGUCCUCAAACUUGGAUAAAGCUUCGACAUCCAAUACAGCUAGUCGAUCAUUUGCAAUUGGCAACCUAUGUCCUGAAUUGCAUGAAUCAAAACGAAAGAAUACAGAGACUUUCACCACUUGUACAACGUCUGUCAACAGUGAUCUUAGCACAAGAAAUUCUCUUCAUACUUCUCCUAUGUUAGAUUUUAGAAAUACACUGAAUUCAAAAUAUGUUGUAAAUAUUCACUCUUCGCUUAGUUCUAACAAUUCUCUUAGUAAAAGCAUAUCUGGAAUCAAUGAAUCUUCAAGUAUGAGAAAAAUUCAAGAAGAUGAAAAACACUUUACGAGUUUGGGAUCUUUAAAUUUUUCACAAGGAAGAUCAAAUUUUGAAGGGAUAAAUGUCCUUUUUGCAUUUAACUAA